Molecule: messenger RNA, 4362 nt
Organism: Drosophila takahashii
Lineage: Eukaryota; Metazoa; Arthropoda; Insecta; Diptera; Drosophilidae
Gene: aux
Product: cyclin-G-associated kinase
Biological process (GO): protein phosphorylation; regulation of clathrin-dependent endocytosis; positive regulation of Notch signaling pathway
Cellular component (GO): cytoplasm
Molecular function (GO): AP-2 adaptor complex binding; ATP binding; protein serine/threonine kinase activity
Source: RefSeq, a predicted model, not a curated record
GAGUCAGCUCAGUCCGUUCACACUCUAGCGGAAAAUGCACUCCGCAGCCCUUCGUAUUCUUAUUAUUUUUUGUUUGCCACAGUGCAGCCGAAAUGUUUUAGUUCUUUAAAGUGGCUCCAGAAAGUACAAGUCAAACCGUUUGCGACCAAGAAACGCACUAGUGUGGUCCUACAGCAAAAUGGGCGAAUUCUUCAAGUCGCUUAACUUCAACUAUUUCUCCUCCAGCGAGGGAGCUCCAUCUGCCAACGGGGCUGCAGGAGGCGUAGCAGCAGGUGCCCUCGGGGGCAGACUGGACAACGAUUUCGUGGGCCAGGUCGUCGAGGUGGCUGGUCACAGACUGCGCAUCAAGUGUGUCAUAGCGGAAGGCGGAUAUGCCUUUGUGUACGUCGCCCAAGAUGUGCAAACUGGAACCGAGUACGCCCUCAAGCGUCUGCUCGGUGCUGAUCAGCAGUCCUGCACUGCCAUAAUCAACGAGAUCGGCAUCCACAAACAACUCUCGGGGCACCGAAAUAUAGUCGAAUUCGUGGGCUCCAGUUACACUGCCCCGUCUGCACAGCAAGGGGCACAGUAUCUGCUACUCACGGAGCUGUGCAAAGGCGGAUCCCUGGUGGACUGCUUUAAAGCAAAUAAUGCUGCCAUCGAUCCACCUUUGGUGCUGCGCAUCUUCUACCAAAUGGCGCAAGGCGUGGCCUGCCUGCAUUCCCAGUCGCCGCCGAUCGCCCAUCGAGACAUAAAGAUCGAAAACUUCCUUAUUGGCAACGACAAGCAGAUCAAAUUGUGUGACUUUGGCUCCUCCACGAAGGAGGAGCUCUCUCCCACGUUUGAGUGGAGUGCCAACCAGCGAAACAUGCUAGAGGAUCAGCUGAAUACCGUGACUACGCCAAUGUACCGGGCCCCAGAGAUGCUCGAUACUUGGUCCAAUAACCCCAUCGGUCCCAAAGCGGACAUCUGGGCUCUCAGUUGUAUCCUCUACUUCUUGUGCUACCGCAGGCAUCCUUUCGAGGAUGGCGGCAAGCUGCGAAUCAUCAACGCCAACUAUAUACUUCCUCCUGAUCCUCAAUACCAGAGCUUCCGAGAUAUCAUCAGGGGCUGCUUCAAAGUGAACCCAGGCGACCGCCUGGACAUCUCGAUGGUGCUCGAACGCCUCGCAGCCAUCGCGGAAACAAACAACUGGUCGCUCAAAGGGCCUCUAGAUCUGCGUGGAAUUCCUAUCGAAUCAUUACCGAUUGAGAGCCCCGCUCGAAAAAAUUCAGUUAAUUCAGAGUUUUACACCGAAUCGUAUGGUACCAGUCCGCACACAGCGUCCCCCGCCGUCGCCGCUUCCUCCUCCAGUAAUGGACACGGAAGCUUGCUGUCAUCGCUGCGUGGCGGAGCUGGAACGUUGUUUAAAAACAUUAAGGAUACAUCGACCAAAGUGAUGCAGACAAUGCAGCAAUCAAUCGCACGCACCGAUCUCGACAUUAGCCACAUUACCUCUCGGAUUCUGGUUAUGCCCUGUCCAUCUGACGGAUUUGAGUCGGCGUACAAGACAAACAACAUCGAAGACGUUAGGCUUUCUUUGGAGAGUCGUUUCGCUCCUAACAAAUUAAGCAUUUACAACUUUGGUCAACGCACAGUGCCACGGCUUCCGCCCCCUGUUCGAACUGUUGAGGCAGGUUCCGUCUAUGGGUGUCCGCAGGCUCAUGCUCCCAAUCUCCAGGACCUUUUUACCGUGUCAGCAGAUAUAUAUAAUUUCCUCAACGCGGACCCGAAAUCAAUUGUGAUUGUGCAGACAGGAGACUCGGGUGGGUGCACUGCCGCCACAGUCAUCUGCGCUCUACUCAUGUAUGCGGACUUGCUGCAGGAGCCGGAAGAUGCCGUGCAGGUUUUCGCCGUAAAGCGCCACACCAUAAACCUGCGUCCCUCUGAAUUUCGCUACCUGUACUACUUCGGUGACAUCCUACGCCCCACGCCCCUGCUGCCACACUACAAGAACAUAAAUCUUGUGUCCCUUUGUUGCCAGCCUGUUCCCAAAAUGACCAAGUCGCGCGACGGAUGCCGGAUUUACAUGGAAGUAUAUUGUAACGAGAACCUAUUGCUUAGCACACUGCAGGAAUAUGAAAAGAUGCGAUUACACCAGGCAGUGGCCGGAAAAAUAGUGUUGCCGAUCAAUUUGACCGUCUGUGGUGAUGUGACUGUGGUGUUGUACCACGCCCGAAAGGGAAUGGUGCGACCACAAGGCCUUAAGAUAUGUCAAUUUCAAAUAAAUACGGGAUUUAUCCCUGAACCAGAAACGCUGAUUACGUUUACAAGCCAGGACCUGGAUGACCUGCCAGAUCCUGAACAAGUGGCUCCGAGUUUCUGCGUGUCGCUCUCGCUGGCGGUGACUGACUCGGAAACCCUUCCCAGCCACAGGCCGCCAUGGAUGCCGGCAAAACCCAUGCGAUCGCCAGCCGCUCUGUUCAGCUCGGAUCUGGAAUUCGCAGAAAUGCUGGACAAUUUUGUGACAAAGCCCACCACGCGUGCGUUGCCACCGCUUGGGCUGCGAAAGAGUGAUUGCUCCAGCUCUCCGCACGUUUUGCCGGAUGUCACAGAAAUUGCCCAUGAACCUACGCCUGUGCCAGAGCCUUCUCCGCCCAUUGACCUGCUAAACCUGAACCAGCAGCCUAGUGACGCGCCGGCGGCCGAUCCUUUAACUAGCGCUAAGCCCAGCACAGAUGCUAGCUUUGACUUGUUAGGGGCCUUUGGCGAUGAUGACUGCACGGGUAUAGGCUCUGCGCCGAUUCCCGACAUCCUUCCACCACCGCCACUGCAGCAUCCACCGUCGAGAAUCAACACUGACCCGUUCGACAUAUUUGGCUCUGUGGACCAAGGCAACGCAGCCAGCAUUAAGCCAUCGGCUGGACCAGACCUUCCACCAUUUGUUGGCUCCCUGCCAACUUUUGUAACUAACCCCGCGGUCACUAAAACUGAUGCGUCACCAUCGCAGCCUCCUAAGGCAUCUGCAGAUCCCUUUGCUGACAUCGCCAACCUGGCUUCAGGACUCAACAUAACUUUUAACCGGAGCACCCUGAGUGGAAAGUCUCCUGUCGGCACUAGUCCCCAGCCGACUCAGUUCUCUAGCCCAACUCACCGGCCGUCCCCAUCCUCACAGCCCCAGGGGACGUAUAUGCAGACACCAACACAACAACAUUCUCAGCCGACGAUGUCUGCCAGGCCAACGCCGCAGUCACAGUCAGUACCUGCCCAACCGCGUCCGGACUACAGUCGAGUCCACUUCGAUUCACAGAAGCCAGCACAGCAAGCGGGUGGUGGUGGAACCAAGAGCUCCGACAUAUUUGCAGACAUUUUAGGCCAACAAGGCUACUCCUUCGGCAGCAAAAUGAAUCAGGGUCCGCGGUCCAUCAACGAAAUGCGGAAGGAAGAUUUGGUUAGAGAUAUGGACCCCAAGAAAGUGCGAAUUAUGGAAUGGACCGAUGGAAAGAAAAACAACAUCCGUGCGCUCCUGUGCUCCAUGCACACCGUACUGUGGGACAACGCAAAGUGGAACCGCUGCGAAAUGUCCACCAUGGUGACCCCGACUGAGGUGAAGAAGGCAUACCGCCGCGCCUGCCUGGCAGUACAUCCUGACAAGCACAAUGGAACAGAGAACGAGGAGAUUGCCAAGCUCAUUUUUAUGGAACUGAACAAUGCAUGGACAGAUUUCGAAAACGAUGCCACGCAGCAAAAUAUGUUCAAUGCGUAAAACGCGUCCUAUACCUGUAUAUUUAAGGCAAUUAGCCGUAAUUAUCGUAUUCUUAGCGAAAUCUAGUUUAAAUUCAUGUAAGAGUGUAAGCUUUAAUCUGUAACGUCAAAGUAUUGGCUAACGUCACCAUCUGCGCAGGCAAUUUAGAUAGCCCAAAAAAAUUCCUUUGAAAUUCUGAACACUCAAGGACAUUUUACUUAAUUUGUAUACCAGCAAUGCCAAUUCCAACAUUCCUAUACCAAUGUAGAAAAUCCAAGUACUCAGACCGCGGUGAUUAUCGACUAAAAUGGCCGGGAGAUUACACGCCUUAUCCAUCAUCCCAUAGAAAUCGAUAUUUCGUAUAUAAAAAUAUAUACUCUUUAUUCGCAGCAAUAAGAUUAAUUACGAUAUGUCCUUGACCCAUUUAUAGCCAAUAUGUGAUUAAACUAUAAAUUGAUGGAUAAUAAGAGUUUAUGUACAUAACUUUUCAGAGUAUAAAAUGUAAAACUAAAUGUAGUUUUACUUUUUAAAAGUUCAACUGUACAUAAGAAAAGAAUAUGGGAGGUUAACUAAAAGCUAAAAUCCGUUUCAGCAUUUAAUGUUUGUCGCUAUAAAAAUAAAAUAUCCUUACGUUUUCCUGUGAGAUGACGCUGUUGAAA